Messenger RNA from Candidozyma pseudohaemuli, 858 nucleotides. RefSeq lists its product as uncharacterized. The record is from RefSeq and is a predicted model, not a curated record. Gene Ontology annotation, cellular component: nucleus; 90S preribosome. NCBI's taxonomy places the organism in Eukaryota, Fungi, Ascomycota, Pichiomycetes, Serinales, Metschnikowiaceae. Bases 1 to 858 code for a protein of 285 amino acids. The transcript has a single exon.
AUGGCAGGUGAUGAACUAGAUGACGGACUAGAAUACGAGGUUGACUUCUCUGACACAGAGACUGUCCCUCAGGUUGAAACUGCUGAAGUGGCUGAGGACGGUUCUGACGAUGAGACUUCACCAAAAGAGAACUCCAAGAAGAGAACCAAGAACCCUAAAUUGCAGGAGAAGAAGAAGCUCAAGAUGGAUAUGGACAUUGAAAAGAAGAAGAAACUCUCUACUGAGUCUUCACCUGAAGUCAUUUGCGACUAUGUGAACGACGUGAUCCGUAAGAGGAACACAGAACUCUCGGCCUUGGAGUUGUCUGAGCUUUACCUCAAGAAAGCAGACUUCAGAUCGUCAUCCGAGUUCGAUGAGCCUCGUACACUUGACAACUUGUCCAAGUUCAUCGACAACAGAUUUGGUAACAUGCUUCCUUCAACUACACCAGGAAAGAAGAACACCAAAAACAAGAAGAACAAACAGUCCAAGGGCGCCAAAGAAACCGAGGAAGGGGAUACCAACCAAGAAAGAAAGUUCAUUGCAAUCAUGUCGAUGUCCGCCAUCAGAGCAUGUGAUGUCCAUCGUGCUCUUCGAGACAUUCCAGGCUCUUCGCUCAAGCUCAUUAACAAGAACAAGCUACAUGUUGACCUCAAACUCGUUUCCACCACCUGGUCCCGUGUUCUUUGCUGUACGCCAGGUAGACUUGCAAAGGUGCUUAGUGCUGAGGAGCUGGGAUUGAAGAAAGAAGAAGUCAAGAUUGUUCUCGUUGAUAACUCUUACCUUGACCAAAAGCUCCAGAAUAUAUGGCACAUUCAGGAAACCACUCAGGUGCUCAAGGAGAUGGCUGAUGCAGGGGCAAAAAUUUAUUUGUAUUAG